This is a messenger RNA of Drosophila elegans, 4444 nucleotides long. RefSeq names its product fasciclin-2 (gene Fas2). Gene Ontology annotation, cellular component: axon; plasma membrane. The record is from RefSeq and is a predicted model, not a curated record. Bases 393 to 3110 code for a protein of 905 amino acids. Gene Ontology annotation, molecular function: cell-cell adhesion mediator activity. The transcript is spliced from 11 exons. NCBI's taxonomy places the organism in Eukaryota, Metazoa, Arthropoda, Insecta, Diptera, Drosophilidae. Gene Ontology annotation, biological process: dendrite self-avoidance; homophilic cell-cell adhesion; axon guidance.
UUCAGUUACGUUUCGACGGCCAACGCGUCGAGUGCUCCGCUCCGAAUUCCAAAAUCCAGCCACAAUUCCCACAGAACGCUCUCUCGCGCUCUCUUCACUGUCUGUGUUAACGGUCGUGGCGCGUCGUGUGCGUGUGUGUUAGUGUGCCAGUUAAACAAUGGGAAAUUGAUAAUUCACACACCCAAACAGCUACAAACAAACACCUGAAGUGUUAACCAAAAAUUUAAUUAAUUGUGCAAUCACUGGCGCCGAAACAAUCUACAAUUUUUUAAUAAUUUUUUUUUGUGUGCAACCGUAAACAAACCAAAGAAGUUACAGACGAGAGCAAUCAAUUUGCGAGCGGGGAAAACUACUACUGCUACAAAAAGCAAAAAAAAAAAAAAAGCGAUAAAAUGGGUGAACUGCGAAAAUCGCUGCCGCUGCCUUCAUUCGGCGUCUUUAUAGCCCUGCUCCUCUGCUGCUGCUCUUUAAUAGAACUGAGCCAAGCGCAGCAGCCACCCAUCCUGGAGAUUUUUCCAAAACAGGAGGUCCAGCGCAAACCAGUUGGCAAGUCAUUGAUCCUCACCUGCCGUCCCACAGUUCCCGAAACGGCCCUGGUCGCCGAUCUGCAAUGGAAGGAUAAUUUCAACAACACCAUCCUGCCCAAGCCGAAUUACUAUCCACUGUAUGAUUCCAAGGGCAAUAGAAAGAAACUGAAUGGACGCAGCCAACCGCCGAUGUACACGGAAACGCUGCCCGGCGAAAGUUUGGCCCUGAUGAUUACCUCGCUGUCGGUGGAAAUGGGCGGCAGAUACUACUGCACCGCCUCCUAUGCAAAUACCGAGAUCCUCGAGAAGGGCGUCACAAUUAAAACUUACGUGGCCAUUACCUGGACAAAUGCCCCCGAGAAUCAGUAUCCCACUUUGGGCCAGGACUAUGUGGUGAUGUGUGAAGUGAAGGCCGAUCCCAAUCCGACCAUCGACUGGCUGCGCAACGGCGAUCCGAUCCGCACCACCAACGAGAAGUAUGUGGUGCAAACCAACGGCCUGCUCAUCCGCAAUGUACAGGAGAGUGACGAGGGCAUCUACACCUGCCGUGCGGCCGUAAUCGAGACAGGAGAACUGCUGGAGCGCACCAUUCGCGUGGAGGUCUUCAUUCAGCCGGUGAUCGUGUCGCUGCCCGCCAGUCUGGAGGCUAUCGAGGGCAAACCCUUUGCCGCCAAUUGCACGGCGACGGGCAAACCAGUGCCGGAGAUCAGUUGGAUUCGCGAUGCCACCCAAUUGAAUGUGGCCACCGCCGAUCGUUUCCAGGUGAAUCCCCAAACGGGCCUCGUCACCAUUAGCUCUGUCAGCCAGGAAGACUACGGCACCUACACAUGUCUGGCGAAGAAUAAGGCGGGUGUGGUCGAUCAGAAGACCAAGCUGAAUGUCCUGGUGCGUCCGCAGAUCUACGAGUUGUAUAAUGUGACUGGCUCGAGGAACAAAGAGAUUGCCAUCACGUGCCGCGCCCGGGGACGUCCUGCACCCGAGAUCACCUUCCGUCGCUGGGGAGCCGAUGUGGAAUUCACGAAUGGCCGCCAGGAGGACGAUCCUCGCAUCACCUUGGAGCGCAAUUUCGACGAGGAGCAUGGCGACAGUGCCGGCACCCUGCGCAUCGCCAAUGCCGAGCGAUCCGACGAUGGACUGUACCAGUGCAUUGCAAGGAAUACGGGUGACAAUGCCUUCAAGACCGGACACAUCACGGUGGAGUUUGCCCCCGACUUUAGCCACAUGAAGGAUCUGCCGCCAGUUUUCUCGUGGGAACAGCGCAAGGCGAAUCUCAGCUGCCUGGCCAUGGGCAUACCGAAUGCCACCAUCGAAUGGCACUGGAAUGGUCGCAAGAUCAAGGAUCUGUACGACACCAACCUAAAGAUUGUGGGCACUGGACCGCGUAGCGAUUUGAUUGUACAUCCGGUCACCAGGCAGUAUUAUUCCGGUUACAAGUGCAUUGCCACCAAUAUCCAUGGAUCCGCCGAGCAUGAUAUGCAGCUUAAGGAGGCCCGAGUGCCCGAUUUCGUUUCGGAAGCGAAGCCCAGUCAGUUAACCGCCACCACAAUGACCUUCGACAUUCGCGGACCGCCAACCGAAUUGGGCCUGCCCAUUCUGGCCUUCAGUGUGCAAUACAAAGAGGCCAUGAAUCCGGACUGGUCGUCGGCCUACAAUCGCAGUUGGUCACCGGACUCACCGUACAUCGUCGAGGGAUUGCGACCACAGACGGAGUACAGUUUCCGCUUUGCCGCCCGCAAUCAGGUGGGCUUGGGCAAUUGGGGCGUCAACCAGCAGCAGUCCACACCGCGUCGAUCGGCUCCCGAGGAACCGAAGCCACUGCACAAUCCCGUCCAGCACGACAAGGAGGAGCCGGUGGUGGUCUCGCCCUACUCCGAUCACUUCGAGCUGCGCUGGGGUGUGCCCGCCGACAAUGGAGAGCCCAUCGACAAGUACCAGAUCAAAUACUGCCCGGGCGUCAAGAUCAGCGGCACAUGGACGGAAUUGGAGAAUUCUUGCAACAGUGUUGAGGUGGUCGAGACCACUUCCUACGAGAUGACCCAACUGGUGGGCAACACCUACUAUCGCAUCGAGCUGAAGGCGCACAAUGCCAUCGGCUACUCAUCGCCUGCAUCCAUUAUCAUGAAGACGACACGAGGAAUCGAUGUCAUCCAGGUGGCUGAGCGACAAGUGUUCUCAUCGGCGGCCAUCGUGGGCAUCGCUCUCGGCGGUGUCCUUCUGCUCCUGUUCGUGGUGGACCUGCUCUGCUGCAUCACAGUCCACAUGGGCGUCAUGGCCACCAUGUGCCGCAAGGCCAAGCGAUCGCCCUCGGAGAUCGACGACGAGGCCAAACUGGGCAGUCUUUACGGUUGGCGAUUUCCGCUACCUUAUUGCAGUGGCCAGCUGGUAAAGGAGCCACCACCAUCGCCGUUGCCACUGCCGCCGCCCGUCAAACUGGGCGGUUCGCCCAUGACAUCGCCAUUAGACGAAAAGGAGCCACUCCGCACGCCCACUGGCAGCAUUAAACAAAACUCGACCAUCGAGUUCGACGGCCGAUUCGUGCAUUCACGCAGUGGCGAGAUAAUCGGCAAGAAUUCAGCGGUGUAAGGUGUUUGUUCCCGAAACCAGGGAACUCGAGAAUCCAACCGCAAUGUGCACAAAAUUAGGAGGAGGGAAUAAUAUAAUAUAAUAUAAUAUGAUAUUAUAUUUACGAUGAUCUAGCGCGAACAAGCCAAAGCCAAAGCUGGGGGAAGAACACUUGAAUAUCGAUCGAUUGGCGCACUAAGUUGGUUUUAAUUUACUUUCGUACACAGCGUAAAACUUACUAAAUGUCUUACUAUAAAUACAUACGAUAUCUUAAAAGCAUCUAAAACAUAGAACAUUAAGCUCGAUAUAAAAAACCGGCAAGCAAACAAACAAAAAAGAUAGCAGAGAAAGAAUCAAGUCCAUGUCGCUUCAUUUUCUAGUUUAUACAAGUAUUUUAUAUCGCUGCAUUUGCUUUGUUUCUCCUUAGUCACAAAAAGAAAACAAGAAAUUACAAAUAACGAUGAACAAAAGCAGGAAGAGUAAAUAAAACAAAAGGAGAUGAUAAAGAAAGGACCUAGCAUAAGUAAAUAUAUAUGUAUGCAAGAAAGAAAUCUUAAAUUAAUGCCUUACAAACAAAAAAUACAUUUAUUUAGCAGUUAAAGCGAAAAGGAGGAUUUAUGCAUGUAAGCCGCAAGGAAUGAGAACGAUUUCUUUAGUAUAACUAACUUAAACAUGCCAUAAAUAAGUUUAAACAUUAAGUUUGCCCCCUGAUCAUCACCCCCACCAAUUCGUAGUACUUAAAACGCUGAACAAAAGACUUGCAAGCAUUUCUUUCCACAAAAAGCAACCAUGACAUUAAAACGGAAAUAUGAGAUCAGAGGAAGAAAAACAAGAGAAGGAACUCGAAUAUAAAGUUGAUGCAGAAAUCCUUCGUUUCCUGAUGCUAAUUCGUAUACUUAACCACCAGAAAGUUUAUGCCACGGCGGCACUUAAUGAAAAAUGCUCAAUGUACAUUAAUGUUGACGAAAUUGAAAGUUUGAUAAUAUUUACAAACUGCUUAGAUGCUUGAAAAACAUAUGGAAGUCAUCGUUUCCGGUUCAUCCCACACAAGUUCAAACAUGCUGAGUAAAUCGAAAGUAACCCAAAUUGAUUGCUAAGUUGUAGAGAAAAACGGAUAACUACGAGAAUGCCAAACAACACAGAACUCACUUAUCUUUCAUCCCACUUCCAUCAAACAACUGCAAAUCGCUCAGUUUGUGUUAAAAGUAUUUUCUUAUGUAUGUAAAAAUUAAACAAAUUGUAGUUAAGAGAUCUAAAACGCAUUAAUCUAAAGGAUAUAUACAUCUAAAAUAUAUAUAUGUAUGUACAUGUAUUUAAAGUUAUUCGUAAGUUUUUUUUUCUACACGAAACAAAUA